Messenger RNA from Mercurialis annua (annual mercury), 495 nucleotides. RefSeq lists its product as uncharacterized. The record is from RefSeq and is a predicted model, not a curated record. The transcript has a single exon. NCBI's taxonomy places the organism in Eukaryota, Viridiplantae, Streptophyta, Magnoliopsida, Malpighiales, Euphorbiaceae. Bases 1 to 495 code for a protein of 164 amino acids.
AUGCGUGCUGUCUGCAAUAGCUAUGAGGAGUCUGAUGCUCCUCUUAUUUAUGGCUGCAGUGCUGUGGCUGAUUGCUGGAAAAUUGUUAGAGUUCCGGUGUUGAGUAUUGGCAGUGAUGAUAUUGUGGAUUGGGUUCAAAAGUGGCUGUUUGAGCUGGAAAUGGAGGAGAGAUCUCUUGUGGCUAUGGUCUGUUGGUAUCUGUGGUUAAACAAAAACAGUAUAGUUUGGAACAAAAAGUUGGGGUCGGCUCAGUCUAUUAUUGCAGCUGCUAGUCACCAGUGUACUGCUUGGAAGGUGGCAAAUGCAGCGAUGCUUCAGCUCAGGCAGGUGGAGAUCAGCAGAGAUGAUGCCCAGGUCUGGUGGAAGCCUCCUCCCAAGGAUUGGAUGAAGGUGAAAGUUGACGCGGCAGUUUUUGGCAGGAGUGAAGGGGUUGGUCUCGGAAUUGUAGUAAGGGCCGGAUUGGUUGGGAGUUAUUCUGCAAGCUCGCCACAUUAG